Molecule: messenger RNA, 1563 nt
Organism: Lodderomyces parapsilosis
Lineage: Eukaryota; Fungi; Ascomycota; Pichiomycetes; Serinales; Debaryomycetaceae
Gene: ACH1
Product: acetyl-CoA hydrolase
Exons: 1
Coding region: 1-1563 (520 amino acids)
Biological process (GO): acetate metabolic process
Cellular component (GO): mitochondrion
Molecular function (GO): acetyl-CoA hydrolase activity; acetate CoA-transferase activity
Source: RefSeq, a predicted model, not a curated record
AUGUCAUCCAUAUUAAAACAAAGAGUCAGGUAUGCUCCUUACUUGAAAAAGUUGAGAACUGGUCAAGAAUGUAUUGAAUUGUUCCAAAAUGGUCAAUACCUUGGUUGGUCUGGUUUCACUGGUGUUGGUGCACCAAAAGUUAUCCCAACUGUAUUGGCAGACCACGUUGAAAACAACAAAUUACAAGACAAAUUGGGUUUCCAUUUAUUUGUUGGUGCUAGUGCUGGUCCUGAAGAGAGUAGAUGGGCAAAUAACAAUAUGCUUUUAAGUAGAUCUCCUCAUCAAGUUGGUAAACCGAUUGCCGCUGCCAUUAAUGAUGGUAGAACUCAAUUCUUUGACAAGCACUUGUCGAUGUUUCCUCAAGAUUUAACUUAUGGGUUUUAUACCAAAGAUAAACCAAAUGGCUCUAAUUUGGACAUCACUAUUAUUGAGGCCACUGCUAUCAAAGAGGAUGGUUCCAUAGUUCCAGGUCCUGCUGUUGGUGCUUCACCAGAAAUGAUUUCUGUUUCUGAUAAAGUUAUUAUUGAAGUCAAUACCAAAACACCAUCUUUUGAAGGUAUUCAUGAUAUAGACAUGCCAGUUAAUCCACCUUUUAGACAACCAUACCCUCACACAUCGGCUGAUUACAAGAUUGGUCAAACUUCCAUUCCAGUUGAUCCUAGCAAAGUGGUUGCCAUUGUUGAAAGUACUUCUGGUGAUAAGGUCCCACCAAACACCGCCAGUGAUGAACAAUCAAAAGCCAUUGCUAAUCAUUUGGUUGAAUUUUUGGAACACGAGGUUAAACAAGGUAGAUUACCAGAGAAUUUGCACCCUUUGCAAUCAGGUAUUGGAAACAUUGCCAACGCAGUUGUUGAAGGUUUGGCUUCAUCGAAUUUCAAAAACUUGACGGUGUGGACUGAAGUGUUGCAAGAUUCAUUCCUCGAUUUCUUUGAAAGUGGCUCGUUAGAUUAUGCCACUGCCACUUCAAUCAGAUUAACUGAAGAAGGGUUUGAGAAAUUCUACUCUCAUUGGGAUACUUAUUCCAAAAAAUUGUGUCUUAGAUCACAAGCAGUAUCAAAUUCACCCGAAAUCAUUAGAAGAUUGGGAGUUAUCGCUAUGAAUACACCAGUUGAAGUUGACAUUUAUGGCCAUGCAAACUCUACAAACGUUAUGGGAUCAAGAAUGUUGAAUGGAUUGGGUGGUUCAGGUGAUUUCUUGAGAAAUGCCAAAUUAUCAAUCAUGCACACUCCAUCAGCCAGACCUUCUAAAAUUGACCCCACUGGUGUUUCAUGUAUUGUCCCUAUGGCACCCCACGUUGAUCAAACUGAACAUGAUUUAGACGUUAUUGUCACUGAACAAGGUUUGGCUGAUUUACGUGGAUUAUCACCAAAGGAAAGAGCUAGAGUUAUUAUUCAAAAAUGUGCUCAUCCUGAUUACAAAGAUCAAUUGCUGGAUUAUCUUGAUAGAGCCAUUUAUGAAUGUACAAAGAGAAAGACUCUACAUGAACCACAUUCAUUGAGAGAUGUGUUUAAGAUGCAUUUGAAUUUCCAAGAUAACGGAACCAUGAAGUUGGACUCUUGGUAG